Messenger RNA from Klebsormidium nitens, 789 nucleotides. The record is from the annotation of a GenBank genome assembly. NCBI's taxonomy places the organism in Eukaryota, Viridiplantae, Streptophyta, Klebsormidiophyceae, Klebsormidiales, Klebsormidiaceae.
AUGUACGCGCGCGCAACCACGGACUUCCACAAGCGUCCGUGGUUCAGCAACGUGGCGGUGCAAGGCGAGGACCCCGGCCAGCCGCCGGUGGACCUGUACGCCCACGUGCGGAUGUUCCUCAGUGUCUGGGUCGUUGACCCGGUGACAAGGGCCCGGACCCGCCGCGAGGUGGCGGUGGUGCGCUACCACAGGGAGUUGGGCAGCCGUGACGUCCCCAAGUGCAAGCAGCUGCGGUGGGACAGGCCCGAGUGCGUGCUCAAGCUGGUCGACACCGCCAACAUCCGCCGGGCGGUGCACAUCGGCGACCCGGACUUGUCAGCUCGGACAUUAUCGAAGUCGCAGCCAGGACAGAACAAGGGUGCCGUGGUGGAGAGUAAAACCGCGCCCGGCUGUGUGCUGCAACGGAGUGGAUGCAGUUUGCUGGGGACCGCUCUCGUCUUCUUGGCACCUAUUAUGGGAGCUUUGGCGUCAGGGUCAGGUCGCGCCGCUCGUCAACACGGCCUGAACGGCCGUGACACAGACGCAUGUCUGACAGAGCCGUUCGCGGGUUCUGGCGUGCCACGUGGUCUGGUCGAUGCCAACAAGCUGGGACGAUCGAUGGAGAAAGGCGUCUGUAAGACUGCCACGCUGAGCUGCGCCGUUGCAAAGCCAAGGUCCGUGUUGUGUCUGAACGUCUUGAAGUCCCCAAUACGCAUCGCAACGUUGCCGCGACCUGCCAUCAAUCACAAGUCCCAACAGCCGGAUGGGGUUUGGCUGCCAAGAGUUGCACAGACUGGUCAACGCUGUUGA